AUGGAUGUGGUGUCCCCGGAGCUGAACAGCCUCCUCCCUGAUGAAAUCAUGGACACAGAGGCCAUCGUGAUCGAGGACCUCCCGCCUGAGCCCUCCAUGGUCCCGGUUCAGAUGGAGUCUGAGGAGGCCCCGGUACCCAUGGAAACGGAGGUGCCGGAGAUCAUCAGCAUGAGCACAGCGGUCACCCCGACCCAGAGGACGCAGGCCCUCACCACAUCCACCAGCACGGACUCCGCCCUCUGCAGCAUCAGUUCCGGCACCCAGCUGCUCCUGACCCCCUCCAGCUCGACGGCCUUCAAGCCUUCCACCUCCUCUGCCGCCAAACCCAACAGCCCAGUCGUCAGCGGGGCCCUGCAGAAGGUCACAGCUCCCUUCACCAUCUCCGCCAACCACCAGAUCAUCCUCAACAAAGUGGCCGCCUCCUCGGCGGUCGACGCCAAGUCUUCCGGCGCCCAAGUGCUCAAGCAGGAGGGCCAGAAGCUGGUGGUCACCACCCUGGGGAAAGCGGGCCAGCCCAUCGUGCUGACGCUGCCCCACACUGGCACCAAGGUCAGCCCCGCCCAGGGCUCUGGAGACACUAAAGCCCAACCCCAGUACAAGGUGGUGACCAUUGGGAGCAGGACAGACCUGAAGCCCGUCAUGGGGGUCCAGCCUGUCAGCACAGCCAGCCAGCUUCUGGGGACUUCCCAGCAUUCCACCCUGCAGACCCAGCAGCUUAAGACCGUACAGAUUGCAAAGAAAACACAGGCAUCUUCAACAGGACCAAUGAUAACAAAGUUUAUUAUCACAAAACCUCUGAACAGCAAAGGUGUAUCGGGUCAAACCUCUGUAUCGCCAGUGAUUACAGGGAGAGUCCUGUCUCAGAGCACACCAGGGACACCCCCUCGAACCAUCACCCUCUCCGAAACCCUGAGCACCACCCCACAGACCAUCUCCAGCAGCAAGAUCGCCAUCUCGCCGCUCAAGUCUCCCAGCAAGCUGACCGUGGUGUCCGUGGCCUCCCAGUCCCCCAGCUCCCCGCAGAAGUCCGUGGCUGUUCCGCUCAACGUGGCCUUGGGGCAGCAAAUCCUGACCGUACAGCAGUCUACCCCCACGUCCCCAGCCAAAAUGGUGUCCAAUCACUCCGCUCCACAGGCGAUGAAGCCGGUGCAGACGAUGGCUGUCGGAGGAGUAGGCACGUCCCAGUUCAAGACCAUCUUCCCCUUAGCCACUCCCCCAAACGUCCAGCAGAUCCAGGUUCCCGGCAGCAGGUUUCACUAUGUGCGCCUGGUCACAGCCACCACAGGCAGCAGCACGGGCCAGACGGGCAGCCCCAGCACCAACUCAGCCAUCCCCACAGCGAAGCCGAUGGUGGUUAACACUGCGGCAGUCAGGAUGUCUGUACCCAUCGUUUCAGCACAGACCGUCAAGCAGGUGGUGCCCAAACCCCUGACCUCGUCCCCCCAGGUAGUGACCACCAGCCAGACCCAGCAGAGACUCAUCAUGCCAGCCACGCCCUUACCUCAAAUCCAGCCCAACCUUACCAACCUGCCCCCGGGCACCGUGCUGGCACCAGCCCCCGGCACGGGAAACAUGGGCUAUGCAGUGCUGCCUGCACAAUGUUUCACACAACUCCAGCAAUCCACGUUUGUGACCUUGGCCAGCAGCAGCAGUUUCUCAACACCCACCGGUGUACAGUCACAGGCCAGACUGCCACUCAAUGGCUUAUCAACCUCAGAUUCUGCUUCACGGCCAAGGAAACCGUGCAACUGCACCAAGUCGCAGUGUCUAAAGCUGUACUGUGACUGCUUUGCCAACGGCGAGUUCUGUAAUAACUGUAACUGCACCAACUGCUUCAACAACCUGGAGCACGAGACCGAACGGCUGAAGGCCAUCAAGGCGUGUCUGGACCGAAACCCAGAGGCCUUCAAGCCCAAGAUCGGCAAGGGGAAGGAGGGCGAGUCGGACCGCAGGCACAGCAAGGGCUGUAACUGCAAGCGCUCGGGCUGCCUGAAGAACUACUGCGAGUGCUACGAGGCGAAGAUCAUGUGCUCGUCCAUCUGCAAGUGCGUGGGGUGCAAGAACUUUGAGGAGAGCCCGGAGAGGAAGACGCUGAUGCACCUGGCGGACGCCGCCGAGGUGCGCGUUCAGCAGCAGACGGCCGCCAAGACCAAGCUCUCCUGCCAGAUCUCUGACCUGCUGACCAGGACCACGCCCGCCAUCACCAGCGGCGGGGGGAAGCUUCCCUUCACGUUUGUCACCAAGGAGGUGGCGGAGGCGACGUGUGACUGUCUGCUCGAGCAGGCCAAGCAGGCCGAGCUGGCCAACCAGCCACAGGCGACGGCAGAGAGGAUGAUCCUGGAGGAGUUCGGCCGCUGCCUAAUGAGAAUCAUCAACUCCGCCAGCAAAGCCAAGACGGACUGCUCCAUCAACUGCUAGGCCCCGCCCACACGGACCUCCACAGCAGCGGCCGGCAACGGGAGGGGAAAGGCUAGCCCUGGACGGCGCCCACCCCUCCCUCUGCUCUCAAAACUGCUAGGCCUCGUCUUUAUCCUGCCACCUGACUCUCAGAGCUGCAGCCAGGAGAGGAGGGGAUAAAAGCCAUUCUGGACCCCUAGCUCCAAUGAUUGGCAGGCCUAAACCACGCCCUCCCCAGUCCAAGCAGAGGACAGGAUUGGUGGCCAGCUAAGCCCCCUGCUCCAUGAACUGAUAUGGCUCUCCCCCACAGCCAAGAAGAGGAUUGUGGGAGGUCUCACAGAGCAAAGGGGCUGUGAGGCAUUGGAGCAGAGCAAUGAGGUUUUAACCUCCUGGUCUUUCGGUGCACCACAUGGCCAGGAUUAAACGGUGUGGUUUUUGGGAUUUGUUUUAGAGUGACUUGUGAGCGUUUUUGAAGUAGACAUUUUUAUGAUUUUUUUUCCCCCCCUCCUUCCCUCCCUUUCUCUCACUGGAUUCGUUUUAUUGCUCCACAUCAUGCCAUUUCUCGUUCAGUCGUUCUUAUUUUCACGCUCCGCUUCACUCAUUUGCGCGGGAGCUGUGUUUUAUCAUUACUAACAACCUCUGCACAUAGAGGAAGUCGGCAAGGAAGUCUAUCCGAUUUGAGCUUGCCCUGUUCUAAUCAUGGUCAUAGUAUACAGUAAGUAGACUUUACUGUAGCUUGAAUUAAUCCUUCCUUUUUUUCUAUUUAUGCUUUCCCCCCCAGUGUCUAUAUGUUUUCAGCUGAUGCUCAGAACUGCAUUAAUCUCCCCGGGAAAUUGUAAUACAAUUCAACUGCACACACACAAGUUUUCCUGUAGCAGUGAAAGAAGCCCAAAAAGCUUAUUAAUCAGAACUGCAACUACAAGUUUCCAAAUGUCGUGGAUUAAUUGGUCUCACUUCCUCUUGCAGUCACCGGUGAUGUCAUGCGUAUGUAUGAGGUCAAUUUGUUCGAUAAGCUAACCAUCUGAACUUCGCCUCUUUCCAGAACGUGGCAUAGGCAACUCACCGGAGUGUUCAAAGUCUUAUUUUGAAAAACCAGUUCAGUCUGAAUGAGAGGUUUACUGGUAUGACUGCAGAUUAAAAAAAAAAAAAAAGAAGGUUCUCAUUUGGUACCACUGACCAUUCUAUGUCUGUACCGCUUGCAAAGCUUGACUAGUACUCACUGAAAUAAAAUUGUGUCCGCGAGUUUUAACCACAACUCAUAAAAUGAGUUUUCCCAGGCGUCUCACUUCCCAUUUAUUUGUGCAUUGUGGGUACCCUUUGAAUCUUAAUGCUGUUGUCUGGUCUCUUCUCCACCAAUAUAAGAAUUCCACUAAUGAUGCAGGUGAGGCUUUCCAGGAGUUAAUUGGGGCAAAUUCUUUGAUGGGCUUCCAGAAAUGGAUAGGGAUUUCAAAGUGAAAAAGAACAGUGAAUUUUUCAUUAGGGGGCCUUGGAUCUCUGGAUUGAAAACCGAGGACCCCUUUCUUGGAUUGUGGAAAUCCAGUUUUCUGGUCAGCGUGUUCUGUGUCAAGCCCCAUAUCAUUAUGGAAGAUUACAAUAUCAAACAUUCAUGUGUACUAAACAUGGUCUUACUCUUCAUAGGCAGAUUUGGGCCUGUGUUCAUUAUGUAUCUUGGAUUUAGAGUGCUGAUCUAGGAUCUGGGUUUCCAUGGCCAAAGCCUAGCCAUAUCCAAUGUAUACACAGAGGCAUGACUGAUCCUAGUUAAGCACUCCUACUCAGAGACACUUCAUGAAUAUGGGCUUAGAUCCAGUAAAGGACUGUCCAACCCCAUAGUUUACUUGGUUCUGGUUAUGCUUCUCAAAAUUCAUUCUUCAUUUUUGUCAAUUUGGUCACCAGGCAUUGCUUACUGAGAUCUUUGUACCUUUUGGUGCUGUCACUUGGAAAAACAUAGAAUCCCACUUUUGUCACUCCCAGCUUUCAGUGAAGAAUUCAUCUUGCCCAAAAAUCUCCCCUGCCCAUUCCACCUCUGUGAACGUAAUACAUUUUCAUUGUACAAGAACUGAAACAAUUACGAUAAGUGUCACAGUGCAGAUAUUUUAGUGCAACAGAGUGCCUUCUCUUGUAAGUGAACAGGCAUUUCACUGGAAAUGUUUUGGUUUUUCUUUUUCACCAGAAGUCACAGUGGUAAUAAAGGUGAAAAUAAGCAUGGUUUCAUAUGAAAAAAGACUUUAGUAUUUUGUCCAGGUAUCUGACCGAGCAUAUUUCAUCACUGCAGGUUUUGGAGAAAAGUAUGCAUGACGUUUUAAAAGUUUUGUGGAAGAAAACCCAUUUAACAUGUAAAGACGUGGUUUACCCUCUUCAGAUUUUAACCCACACUCACUUGGAAAGAAUGUGGUGUUCUUAUCUGAUUAAAAUAUUGUGCAAAACUUUCCUCUCCACAGUACUCAUGCCUUAAGUUUGUCUUUGCUCAGGGCCUUCAGGAAUAUUAAUUCCCCCCUCCUUCCACAUUUCCCUGAAAGUAACUUGUUCUUAAUUGCUCUGGUGGAGCAGUGCAGAGAUUUCAAUUAAAGAAAAAAAAAACCCUGGAGUGCAGUAUUUCACAAUGCAGGUUUGUACUCUGAAUAGAAAGUUUUAAUGGUGCUUUCUACAAUGUGAGAUGUCCUACAGAAGUUUUUUGUUUCUUUCCCUCUCUCCCCCAUCCCUACAUGGUUGUUCAGUUGUUCUUUAAUGGGGUAUCAAAUACUAUUCCUGGAGAGCUGCAGUGCCUGCAAGUUUUUUCUUUCAAUCUGCAGCCAAUUUAGGCCUUGGAAACAAGGUGUAUGAACUCUUCACAAUCUGUGUCUUGCAUUAUUUAAGCGCUGAACGCACUGAAUCCAGCAGACACGGCAGCCCUUCAGGCCUGGAGUUUGACACCUUUGCUCUAUACUGAAUGCUUCAUUAAAUUUUGGCCUCAUGCUGAGUCCUAACAGACAGGCAAAAGAUGAGUCUUGUAGUCAAAUGUUUGGCUAAGGUGCACCUUCUGCAAGAGACUUAUUCGGCCUGUUUGUGUAGUGCUUGUUCAAAAACGUUUUAUACUCCGACCUAGCCUGUAUUGACAAGUCACAAUUCUGUUUGUGAUGGGAUCUAUUGCACUUGGAGACCACCAAUUGUAUUACAGUUGUACUUGCCAAUAUUUUUGGUACUAUAACAUCUUGUCUGAGAGCUGCAGAAAUGUUUUAGAACGUCAGAAAUUACAUUGUGCUUCCUGUCACAAUGGUCCCUGAUCAGUAUUAAGAAGAAUGGGCGUGGCAUGCAUUUCUUCAUGGGGUGGUUUCAUGGGUAGUUUUCUAAGGGCUACCAAUACACUGAAGCACAAGCCAUGUCUUCUCACAGUUUCGACCACCUUCAACCUAGUGGCAAUGGCAGGAGGUUAAAUUCAAGGGUUUGCCAGAAAAGGGAAUGAACCAGGUUUAAAACUACUGCAAAAAAAGUAAUAUUUUUUUCCUCCCCAGUUCAGACACCAGUCACAAAGAAUCACAAUGAUUCUUAGUUUGAGUGAACAGGUAGUUGAGUAGAAACCCUGCUCCAUUUCAGGGAACCCACUGACCAUGUGAUCUUGUAUAAAUGUAAAGUAGUGAGAACAUUAGAGCUUCUUUGUACUUAAUCAAGAAUUGCAAUACUCGCUUUUUCCACAACGUGAAUCUGUACUAAUAUGUAAAUGUUCUAUUCUUUCCUGCACCUCUGAGAUGUGUAUUGAAGAUCUUGUGUAACAGUUCUGUAGUAUUUGGAUUUGUUGAUUGUAUAUGUUGGUGUGGCCAUUUGUUGUGUUUCUUUGAAGGUGAGAUUGGAUAUUUUUACAUUUUUUCAUUUAUCUGGCAUAUAUGUAAACCUUUGUUUUCUGUCUAGAGAAUUAUUUAAUUUAUCAACCCCAUGUUUAUCUUUAUUAUGACAAUAUAACACCUAGUAUCACUCAGAAUGAAAGUAAUUUUUAAUUAUUUGCAAACUUAAAGAUUUAUAUUUAGUAAAAUGCAUAAAAUGUUCUGUGACUGUAUAUUGUACGCAAACUAUGACGCAAAUAAAAUUUAUACAGUUCUGUA
Molecule: messenger RNA, 6470 nt
Organism: Anguilla anguilla (European eel)
Lineage: Eukaryota; Metazoa; Chordata; Actinopteri; Anguilliformes; Anguillidae
Gene: lin54
Product: lin-54 DREAM MuvB core complex component
Exons: 13
Coding region: 1-2418 (805 amino acids)
Biological process (GO): regulation of DNA-templated transcription
Cellular component (GO): nucleus
Source: RefSeq, a predicted model, not a curated record